Myotis daubentonii (Daubenton's bat) is the source of this 504-nucleotide messenger RNA. It is a transcript of the gene CLPSL2, whose product is annotated as colipase like 2. Gene Ontology annotation, cellular component: extracellular region. The record is from RefSeq and is a predicted model, not a curated record. Gene Ontology annotation, biological process: digestion; lipid catabolic process; response to food. Gene Ontology annotation, molecular function: enzyme activator activity. NCBI's taxonomy places the organism in Eukaryota, Metazoa, Chordata, Mammalia, Chiroptera, Vespertilionidae.
CGCCCCCGCUUCCAGCCGGGUCACGUGCCCGGGAAGGAGGUCCAUCCCCGCGCCCCGAGCCCAGGACCGCCGCGCCACAGCCAUGGCCACCGCGCUCGCGCUCCUGGCGGGGGUCCUGCUGCCCUGCGGGGGCUCCUUCCCGUUCCACAAACCGCGGGCCCCGCUGAAGGUGGAUGGAGCUCCUUGCGCCCACCACUCGGAGUGCUUCAGUGACUGCUGUCUCAUGAACUUGGACAACGGAGGUGAAUUCUGUGCCCCCAAGGGCAGAAAAACCAUGGUGUGCUUGCCCCAGACCAAGGGAGCCAUCAACUUCAUAUGCCCCUGCCGACUGGGCUUGAGUUGCAUACCCCAGGACCCGAGCUGUCCCCGCCGCUGCUAUUUGAUUUAGAGGACGAUGCGGGUGGUCACUGCCAUCCUCCUCCCCUCCCUCGGGCCAGAGGCCUUGGAGUCCCCAUCUUGCUCACAAUCCAGCUCCAGACACAUUAAAGUCCGUCUCUGGCUCUG